Messenger RNA from Hordeum vulgare subsp. vulgare (domesticated barley), 2037 nucleotides. Its product is annotated as carbon catabolite-derepressing protein kinase-like. Gene Ontology annotation, cellular component: cytoplasm. The coding region runs from base 305 to 1846 and encodes 513 amino acids. The transcript has 11 exons. Gene Ontology annotation, molecular function: ATP binding; protein serine/threonine kinase activity. Lineage: Eukaryota; Viridiplantae; Streptophyta; Magnoliopsida; Poales; Poaceae. The record is from RefSeq and is a predicted model, not a curated record. Gene Ontology annotation, biological process: intracellular signal transduction; protein phosphorylation.
UAUGGAAACGUCAGAGGAAGAAACGGCCGGGACGCACGCAAGCGCAGCAACAGGAACGUCAGCGUGCGCGAUGCUGAUGCUGACGCUCGCCUUUCCCUUUCCCUUUCCCCGGUUUGCGCCGCCCCCACCUCAGCAACCAGCUCUCGCCUGAAUCCUAUAGCUCCCUCCCACCCCCGGAGUAGACAGCGACCGGCCGAUCGACCCCCAAACCCUCUGCCGAUUCAAGUUGGAGGCCUCCUCCGCUGCACUGGGCCGGCGAUCUCGUUGCCUCCCUCACUCUGUCCACAGGAUUUGGCCAGUGAAUAUGGAUGGGAACAACAGAGGAGGUGGACAUUCUGAAGUGUUAAAGAACUACAAUCUAGGCAAAACAUUAGGUUUAGGAACAUUUGGAGAUGUGAAGGUUGCAGAGCAUAAGCUUACGGGACAGAGAGUUGCUAUAAAGAUUCUGAACCGUCGUAAAAUGGAAACUAUGGAAAUGGAAGAGAAAGCAAAUAGAGAAAUCAAGAUAAUGAGAUUGUUCAUUGACUUCAUUCACCCUCAUAUCAUCCGGGUUUAUGAGGUCAUAGAGACACCUAAGGAUAUAUUCGUUGUGAUGGAAUAUUGCAAUAAUGGCGAGCUAUUGGACUACAUUAUUGAGAAUGGCCGGUUACAGGAGGAUGAGGCUCGUCGAAUCUUCCAGCAGAUUUUAGCUGGUGUUGAAUACUGCCACAGAAUAAUGGUUGUUCAUCGUGAUCUAAAGCCAGAAAACCUGUUACUUGAUUCCAAAUAUAAUGUGAAACUUGCUGACUUUGGGUUAAGUAAUGUCAUGCGUGAUGGCCAUUUUCUGAAGACUAGCUGUGGGAGUCUAAACUAUGCUGCACCAGAGAUUAUCUCAAGUAAAUUAUACGCUGGACCUGAGGUUGAUGUUUGGAGCUGUGGGGUGAUACUUUAUGCUCUUCUUUGUGGCUCUGUUCCAUUUGAUGAUGACAAUAUUCCUAGCCUGUUCAGAAAGAUAAAGGGAGGUACUUAUAUCCUUCCAAGCUAUUUAUCUGAUUCUGCAAGGGAUUUGAUCCCAAAAUUGCUUAAUAUUGAUCCAAUGAAGAGGAUCACAAUUCAUGAAAUUCGAGUCCACCCAUGGUUUAAGAAUCACCUUCCUUGCUACCUGGCAGUACCUCCCCCAUAUAAGGAGCAGCAAGCCAAAAUGAUUGAUGAAGAUAUCCUCCGAGAGGUUGUCAACCUAGGAUAUGAUAAAGAUCAUGUGUGUGAAUCGCUGUGGAAUAGGCUGCAAAAUGAGGAAACUGUUGCAUAUUACUUGCUCUUGGACAAUCGGUUCCGAUCUACUAGUGGCUAUUUGGGGGCUGACCACCAACAUCUCAUGGAUAGGAGUUUUAAUGAGUUUACCUUAUCGGAAUCGGCAAGCCCAAGUACCAGGAAUUAUCUUCCAGGAAUCAAUGAUUCUCAAGGUGGUGGCUUACGGCCAUAUUACCCUGUACAAAGGAAAUGGGCUAUUGGGUUGCAGUCCGGAGCUCACCCUCGUGAUAUAAUGAUUGAGGUUCUAAAGGCACUUAAGGAAUUAAAUGUCUGCUGGAAGAAGAAUGGACUCUACAACAUGAAAUGCAGGUGGUGCCCUGGGUUUCCUCAGGUCAGCGAUAUGUUGUUAGAUUCCAACCACAACUUUGUUGAUGACUCUACCAUCAUGGAUAAUGGCAAUGCUGAUGGGAGGCUACCCGCCGUAGUCAAGUUUGAAAUCCAGCUUUACAAGACCAAGGAUAACAAGUACCUGCUAGAUAUCCAGAGAGUUACUGGACCUCAGCUCCUUUUCCUGGAAUUUUGUGGGGCGUUCCUUACCAACCUUAGGGUUCUAUAAUGCUUGUUAUGGUUGAGUGGAGAAUAUCAGAACUUACGACUGUCCCAUAUGUGUGGUGCGGUUCAUCUUACCAACCUUAGGGUUCUAUAAUGCUUGUUAUGGUUGAGUGGAGAAUAUCAGAACUUAUGACUGUCCCGUAUGUGUGGUGCGGUUCAUCGCCGCAAUAGUGAAUAAGUGAUGUUGUGUAAAUA